AUUAGAUUUUUGUAUUUAAGGCGCCGGAUACAUAAUAAUAUAAGUGAAUUUCGAAGACGUCCAAAAUGUUGUGGCAGUUUUUGCCCGUGUGCCUUCUGGUAGUUCUCGUCAAGGCUGACAAAUUGCUGCUUGACGUUGGCGUGGACCCCAGCCAAGAUGAUUCUGGUGUGAUAAUGAUGAAUUCCGCCAUGACCGAUCGGUUCGUGCGCCAGAGCGAUUACGGACAUGAAAACGGUGUUGAACACAGGGUGCAACUCAAGGGAAUUCGUGUAGACUGUGGAGCUGCAUCAGUGGACGGUGUAAUAGCAGUGGAAAUUGAAUUUCUGGAACCGUUUAACGGCGUGAUCUACAGCAAAGGUCGACACGAUGAUCCCAAAUGUAGAUUUGUGCAAAGUGAUUCAGGACAAUACUCAUAUCAGUUCCUUAUACCGAUAGAAGAUUGUCGUCCUCCUGUAAAUGAGGGUUGUUCAUCUACCGAAGAUGGUGGUGGCUGUGACUUAGGUUCUAUUGAAAACACAAUAAUCAUCCAGACAGAUAGCACAAUCCAGGAAGAAUGGGAUUUAGCACGAAAAGUCUCAUGUCCAUCAGAAACAAAACCAGGUACAGGUAAACGAGUGCGAUUCAAGCCUAUUGUAGUUGAUAUGUUAGAAGUUGUUUCUGUUCCUUCCGGGAAUGAAGGAACAUUACAAUGUUGGAUGGAUAUACAAAGAGGUCAAUAUCCAAAUAUAUCACCAGUUGACAAAAUUAUAAAAAUUGGUGAAUCGCUUUCUUUAAUUGUAUAUGUAAAAAGUACUGAUGAAGCUUACGAUGUUAGAGUAAGAGAAUGUUGGGCAUAUGAUGAUGAUAAUUAUGAAUCGUCAACUACUACAAGUAUACAAUUAACAGAUUCAUCAGGGUGUCCAAAGAGAAAAAAAUUGAUAUCACACUGGAAAAAAACCCAAAAAGUUGAUCAAAGUGGUAUAACAACAAUUGGAUACACGAAUGUCACAGCAUUCAAAUUCCCAGACAAACACCAAGUAUACCUCACUUGUAAUGUUGAAUUAUGCUUGGGAAAUUGUCCAGAAGAAAAAUGUCAAUCAACCUUACCAAAUUAUUCAACAACUCCAGUACCAAUUUGUUACCCAGGAUCAACUGAUCCUAGAUGUCCAAAACCAUCUCCGCCUCCCACAACUUAUCCAAUUCCAUCCACGCCUGCUCCACCUGUAUGUUAUCCGGGAUCAAAUGAUCCAAGGUGUCCUAAACCAUCGCCACCUCCAACAUACUAUCCUUCACCAUCAACACCAGCACCACCAGUAUGUUAUCCUGGAUCAAACGACCCAAGAUGUCCAAAACCAACACCACCGUCAACCACUCCAGCGCCAGUUUGCUAUCCAGGAUCAAAUGACCCAAGGUGUCCUAAACCAUCACCACCUCCUACAUCUUAUCCCACUCCAUCAACACCGGCCCCACCAGUCUGUUACCCAGGAUCAAACGACCCAAGAUGUCCAAAACCAACACCACCGUCAACCACUCCAGCACCAGUUUGCUAUCCCGGAUCAAAUGACCCAAGGUGUCCUAAGCCAUCUCCGCCACCAACGUACUAUCCACCGCCAUCUACACCAGCACCACCUGUAUUUUGUUACCCAGGAUCCAAUGACCCCAGGUGUCCUAAACCACCACCCCCUCCUACAUCUUAUCCAACUCCAUCAACACCGGCCCCACCAAUCUGUUACCCAGGAUCAAACGACCCAAGAUGUCCAAAACCAUCUCCACCACCAACAUACUACCCAUCACCUUCAACACCAGCACCACCAGUCUGUUAUCCUGGAUCAAACGACCCAAGAUGUCCAAAACCAACAUUGCCACCUACUACCCCAGCACCAGUUUGUUACCCAGGUUCAACUGAUCCAAGAUGUCCAAAACCAUCUCCACCACCAACAUACUACCCAUCACCUUCAACACCAGCACCACCAGUAUGUUAUCCUGGAUCAAACGACCUAAGAUGUCCAAAACCAACACCACCGUCAACCACUCCAGCGCCAGUUUGCUAUCCAGGAUCAAAUGACCCAAGGUGUCCUAAACCAUCACCACCUCCUACAUCUUAUCCAACUCCAUCAACACCAGCACCACCAGUCUGUUACCCAGGAUCAAACGACCCAAGAUGUCCAAAACCAACACCACCGUCAACCACUCCAGCACCAGUUUGCUAUCCCGGAUCAAAUGACCCAAGGUGUCCUAAGCCAUCUCCGCCACCAACGUACUAUCCAUCACCUUCAACACCAGCACCACCAGUAUGUUAUCCUGGAUCAAACGACCCAAGAUGUCCAAAACCAACAUUGCCACCUACUACCCCAGCACCAGUUUGUUACCCAGGUUCAACUGAUCCAAGAUGUCCAAAACCAUCUCCACCACCAACAUACUACCCAUUACCUUCAACACCAGCACCACCAGUCUGUUACCCAGGAUCAAAUGACCCAAGAUGUCCUAAACCAACAUUACCACCAACUACUCCAUCACCAGUUUGCUACCCAGGAUCAAAUGAUCCAAGAUGUCCGAAGCCAUUACCACCACCUACGUCAUAUCCAGUGCCAUCAACACCUGCACCACCUGCAUGUUACCCUGGUUCUAAUGAUCCACGAUGUCCAAAGCCAUCCCCACCACCAACAUAUUAUCCAGUACCUUCUAAACCAACUUGCUACCCAGGAUCAACUGAUCCACGUUGUCCACAAAUCGCCCCUGUUCAAACUCCUUUUGUUUGUUUGUGCAACAGUUCAACUCCUAAACCUAUUACACCCCCGUUGUGUUAUUCUGGUUCCACCGAUCCUCGUUGCGUUAGUCAAGAGUCAGUGGUAUGUUAUCCUGGUUCCCCGGAUCCAAGAUGUCCACAAUAUCCUUCUUCAACACAAUAUCCGCCUACGUAUUUACCGCCUCUUGAACCAUUAUAUGAAGGAGGAAAUAAUAAAUUCAUACAAGAAGUGACUACCCAGUAUCCAUCUUAUAUAUCUACUGAUGAUAGUUUUGGUGGUCAGCAGCAAUUGGAUUUGUUUAAUAAAGCUUUAAAUGGAUUUAAUAUUCAAAGGAGAGAUGUAGAGUCUGGUAUUCGACAGUUAAAAUCGCAGUUGAAAAAUGAAAUUGGUAACGAAAAUUUAGAUGCGUUAGAUAGCUUAGGAGAUGAAUUGUUACUUGAACUACAAAAUCAAUCGGAAUCUCAGAAAAAACGUUAAAUCUAAAUGUUCAUUUAAAAUUGUAUUAUUAUAAAGUCAUAGUUUUUUAAUUUGCCAAUUCAAAUGUAAUGUUUAUUUAAAUUG
Melanaphis sacchari is the source of this 3287-nucleotide messenger RNA. Its product is annotated as basic proline-rich protein-like. Lineage: Eukaryota; Metazoa; Arthropoda; Insecta; Hemiptera; Aphididae. The record is from RefSeq and is a predicted model, not a curated record. The coding region runs from base 66 to 3203 and encodes 1045 amino acids. The transcript is spliced from 11 exons.